ACGAAGGCGUCCGCUUCCGACUGCAAGCCGCGGCGUGACUCCGUUUCCCUUUUAAGAUCGACAACGCUUCUCCUCCUAUCUUUCUCGAAACCCUCGCGGUGAUCGCGAUGGCUUCCGAUCCUCUCCUUAACCUGGCUAAAGUUCCUCUCCCGAUCGAUCCAGACAGUAAAUCUGAGUUUCCAGUGGUCCCUAUCCAUAUUGUCACCCAUGCUUCCCAAUUACCACCUGAAUUUAUUGAUCCUCCGGUGGAUAGGCAGGUGGUCAUCGGAUUUGAUUGUGAGGGAAUCGACCUCUGUCGACAUGGAGCUUUAUGUGUAAUGCAGCUUGCACUUCCCAAUGCCGUAUACCUUGUUGAUGCUAUAGAGGGUGGGGAGUUACUUAUCCAAGCCUGUAAGCCUGCACUUGAAUCCACUAACAUUAUGAAAGUAAUUCAUGACUGCAAACGGGAUAGUGAGGCUUUACAUUUUCAAUAUGGCAUAAAACUGAACAAUGUAUUUGAUACCCAGAUUGCAUAUUCUUUGAUAGAGGAGGAAGAAGGAAGGAAGCCAUCGCUUAAUGAUCAUAUUUCUUUUGUUGGGCUUCUCGCAGAUCCUCGAUACUGUGGAAUAUCCUAUCUUGAAAAGGAGGAAGUGCGUGUCCUGCUAAGACAGGAUCCUGAGUUUUGGACUUACAGACCAAUGUCUGAAAUGAUGAUCCGAGCAGCUGCUGAUGAUGUUCGCUUUCUCCUAAGUAUUUAUCAUUCAAUGAUGGAGAGACUGAAUAAGAAAUCCUUGUGGCACCUUGCACUUCGUAGCUCACUUUACUGUAGGUGUUUCUGCAUCAACGACAAUGACUAUGCAGAUUGGCCAUCCCUACCCCCUCUUCCAGAUGACAUAGUUGCGGAAGGUUAUGUUCCUGAGGAGGAGAUACUAUCCAUCCUGAAUGUUCCUCCUGGGAAAAUGGGGCGAGUUAUUGGGAGAAAGGGAGCCUCUAUCCAGUCCGUGAAAGAAUCUUGCCAUGCGGAAAUUAUUACUGGUGGCGCAAAGGGCCCUCCCGACAAGGUAAAGGCCAUUUUGAAUCUGCAAGGACCUUUUGGCUCCGCAGAAAUCGGUGAAACAAGGAUAGGAAGAGUUUUCAUCAUUGGGCCUGUGAAGCAGGUAAGGAAAGCCGAGGCAAUAAUCCGAGGGCGCAUGCUGGAUUUAUAAGCUUGCUGCUGUGGGACCUUUCAGCUUAUCACCCCUUGUAGAACAAAGUGUGGCACUGAACAUCAACUUUUCAUCCAGGAACAAGAAUGUAUGAGAUUGUUGUCUGUCCGAUGUAAAGAAAAUGUCUACCGACACUCGUGUUCCUGCAAGUUAGGUCUUUAUAUAGUUGGAUGAAACAACUAUGAACCUGGAAUUGUUGUGUAAGAUGUGUAUCUUGCAUUCUGAACACGGUUUAUGUUAUAUGAUUUCCCAUUCCAUUCUCGA
Molecule: messenger RNA, 1448 nt
Organism: Musa acuminata AAA Group (dessert banana)
Lineage: Eukaryota; Viridiplantae; Streptophyta; Magnoliopsida; Zingiberales; Musaceae
Exons: 10
Coding region: 108-1184 (358 amino acids)
Biological process (GO): nucleobase-containing compound metabolic process
Molecular function (GO): 3'-5' exonuclease activity; RNA binding
Source: RefSeq, a predicted model, not a curated record